Pteropus alecto (black flying fox) is the source of this 2529-nucleotide messenger RNA. RefSeq names its product ubiquitin specific peptidase 21 (gene USP21). The record is from RefSeq and is a predicted model, not a curated record. Lineage: Eukaryota; Metazoa; Chordata; Mammalia; Chiroptera; Pteropodidae. The coding region runs from base 558 to 2255 and encodes 565 amino acids. Gene Ontology annotation, molecular function: cysteine-type deubiquitinase activity. The transcript has 13 exons. Gene Ontology annotation, cellular component: cytoplasm. Gene Ontology annotation, biological process: protein deubiquitination.
GUCCGUGGGCCGCGGGGAACACAGCGCCGGGCUCCGUAGCCAAUCAGCGGGCUCGGCCUUUCUGCCCUCGAGGGGGGCGGACCCGCCGAAACCCUGCUGUGGUGGGAGCAGCGCAGAGAUUAAGGGCCGGGGACUUGCGCGUCCUCCGUCUCCGCCCCUGUCCCCGCGCCCUACACCGCGUUGUAGCUCGGGGGUGGGGGAGGGAUUGAUUCUCCAGACACCCGUUCAGGUGGCUUCAUUUACAGCGGGGAGGGCCAGCGGUUGAGGGUGGAAUGCUGUCUUUGGGGCUGUUGUCCUUGCAUCCACUCCCCUAUUUGACCAGAGGUCCGAAGUGACCCAGGGCACAUCCCGCUGGACCAGCCAGGUCAAGCGGGAUGUGCCCUGGGUCACUUGUCAUGAGCGCUUAGGUUGUGAAGACAUCUGAGCUAGGGGUCGUCACUGGCUUUUCAGUAAAGCCGUAUCCUGCAGGAAGGUGGGGAGGAACACAGAGGCAAAGCAGUGGGCUGCUGUCAGUCACCCAUUCAUUCAUUUACUCAGGCCAGCCUGUGGUGUCCACAAUGCCCCAGGCCUCUGAGCACCGCCUGGGCCGGACCCGAGAGCCACCCGUUAGUGUCCAGCCCCGAGUGGGAUCCAAACUACCGUUUGCCCCCCGGGCCCGCAGCAAGGAGAGCCGAACCCCAGCUCCUGGGCUGAACCCCAUGCUGCGACCUCUGCCUCCCCGGCCAGGUGCACCUGAGGAACGGCUCAAGAAACUGGACCUGGGACGGGGACGGACCUCAGGCCCACGUCCCAGAGGCCCCCUUCGGGCAGAUCAUGGCGUUCCCCUGCCUGGCUCACCACCCCCCACUGUGGCCCUGCCUCUCCCGUCCAGGACCAACCUAGCCCGUUCCAAGUCUGUGAGCAGUGGGGACUUGCGUCCAACGGGGAUUGCCUUGGGAGGGCACCGCAGUGCUGGAGAGCUAGGAGCUGCCCUGAGCCGCUUGGCGCUCCGGCCUGAGCCGCCUGCUUUGAGGCGCAGUGCCUCUCUCCGCCGCCUCGGGGGCUUUCCUGGGCCCCCCACCUUGCUCAGCAUACGGACAGAGCCCCCUACUUCCCAUGGCACCUUCCACGUGAUAUCCGCCCGGCCCUCGGAGCCUUUCUACUCCGAAGACAAGAUGGCUCACCACACGCUGCUCCUGGGCUCCGGUCACGUGGGCCUCCGAAACCUGGGGAACACGUGCUUCCUGAACGCCGUGCUACAGUGUUUGAGCAGCACUCGGCCUCUUCGGGACUUCUGUCUGCGAAGGGACUUCCGGCAAGAGGUGCCUGGAGGGGGCCGAGCCCAAGAGCUGACUGAAGCCUUCGCGGACGUGAUCGGUGCCCUGUGGCACCCUGACUCCUGCGAAGCUGUGAAUCCCACUCGGUUCCGAGCUGUCUUCCAGAAAUACGUCCCCUCCUUCUCUGGAUACAGCCAGCAGGACGCCCAGGAGUUCCUGAAGCUCCUCAUGGAGCGGCUGCACCUGGAGGUCAACCGCCGAGGCCGCAGGGCCGCGCCUCUCCUGGCCGGCAGCCCGGCGCCCUCCCCGCCCCGCCGGGCAGGGGCGCGGCCCGCCGAACCGGAGUUAAGUGACGAUGACCGCGCCAACCUAAUGUGGAAGCGGUACCUGGAGCGAGAAGACAGCAAGAUUGUGGACCUGUUUGUGGGCCAGCUGAAAAGUUGUCUCAAGUGCCAGGCCUGUGGGUAUCGCUCCACGACCUUCGAGGUUUUUUGUGACCUGUCCCUGCCCAUCCCCAAGAAAGGGUUUGCUGGGGGCAAGGUGUCUCUGCGGGACUGUUUCAGCCUUUUCACCAAGGAAGAAGAGCUGGAGCUGGAGAAUGCCCCAGUGUGUGACCGAUGUCGGCAGAAAACACGAAGUACCAAAAAGUUGACAGUACAGAGAUUCCCCCGAAUCCUCGUGCUUCAUCUUAAUCGAUUUUCCGCCUCCCGAGGUUCCAUCAAGAAAAGCUCAGUAGGUGUAGACUUCCCGCUGCAGCGACUGAGCCUAGGGGACUUUGCCAGUGACAAAGCUGGAAGCCCCGUGUAUCAGCUGUAUGCCCUUUGCAACCACUCGGGCAGCGUCCACUGUGGCCACUACACAGCCUUGUGCCGGUGCCAGACUGGGUGGCACGUCUACAAUGACUCUCGUGUCUCCCCCGUCAGUGAAAACCAGGUGGCAUCCAGUGAGGGCUACGUGCUGUUCUACCAGCUGAUGCAGGAGCCGCCCCGGUGCCUGUGACAUCCCUUUAUGCCCUGGCGCCUGUGACACCCUCUCAACACCCUUAAGCCCCAGGCUCCCCAUUUACCUCAGAGACGUCUAUUUUUGUGUCUUUUUAAUCGGGGAGGGGGGAGGGUGUGGUUGUAGCUCCCAUUAUUUUUUUUAUUAAAAAAUGCCCUUCCACCAGGAGGUCCCCUCGUCUCCCAGCCCUGUACAAAGCUCCCCAGGCCCUGCCCGUGUACAGCCCCCCACCCUCUACAAUCUCAUUUUUUGUGAAUAAAUUUAUUAAGAAAAA